Fomitopsis serialis is the source of this 3279-nucleotide messenger RNA. Its product is annotated as ubiquitin elongating factor core-domain-containing protein. Gene Ontology annotation, molecular function: ubiquitin-ubiquitin ligase activity. Gene Ontology annotation, cellular component: ubiquitin ligase complex; cytoplasm; nucleus. Bases 1 to 3279 code for a protein of 1092 amino acids. Lineage: Eukaryota; Fungi; Basidiomycota; Agaricomycetes; Polyporales; Fomitopsidaceae. The transcript is spliced from 18 exons. The record is from RefSeq and is a predicted model, not a curated record. Gene Ontology annotation, biological process: protein polyubiquitination.
AUGACCAACCCGCAAGACGACGCUGACCGUAUUCGCUUGAAGCGAUUGGCGAAGCUUCAGUCAGCGAGCCCUUCGCCCGCGGCAUCUACAUCGACCACCCCGCCGCCGUCGACGCUUCCUCCUGCGCUCGCACCUCCCAAGCCUCGACCGGUGCAACAGUCCGCACCGAAGCGGCCUGCAGAGGCUGCCCCUGCGCAAGUGGCACCAAAGAAGCGACCGCAGGCCGCACCGGCGCACCUCGAUCUCCCAGCCUGGGAGGAUGAGACCGUGGCCCGGGUGUUCAACGUGACGCUACGGAAAGAUGUCGCGGAGCAGAGUGGGUGGGAGGUCGUGUGGCUGAAGCAUCUCGCUGCAGAGCUCGAGUCUGAAGGCAUGCAACAACCCAUCCGCCUAAGUGGAGACAUCGUAGACCGUCUGCUUAUAUCGCGCCUGGAACUGGACCCGCAGUCCAUGUCGGACGACCUGGAGUAUCUUGCAGUCAUCGCUUCUCUCCCACCCCAACAGACGGUCUUCGAGUACCUUGUCGGCUGCUGGAAGCGCUUGAAUGCCAGCCGAUCUGCUUUCCUGAAGAAGAAUUACACUCCAGUGCAAUCGCAACAAGUCAUCGACAUUCUUGAGAAGUUGCGCGAUUUGAUCAUCAGCUACGCCGGCUUGACGUUGCAAGAGCCGGAAAUGUUCCCCCAACCAACUGGUAAACCGCUUGGCCCGUCAGAGCUUGUCGCACCGCUCCUCUCCCUCUCUGCACUCAGCGGCCCCCUUCUCUCCUCUUCCGCUACCUCCACUGACACGCUCGGCCCAUCGGAAGUCGAUCCUUUCCUUCAAGACCUAGUCAAACGCUUCGAACCCGACAACGAGAUUGACGGUGUUUUGGAGCCUGUCGUCAACCAGCUCUGCUUCCAUGAGUCGCUAUUCCGGCCGGAGGGCCUCGGGGGCGGCGACGGCAGCUGGCGCGCGGUCAUCAGCGGGCUAGAGGCUCUAGUGAAUAUCAAGAGCAUCGCGGUCAUGAUCACGCGGCUGCAGUUCUGGAACCCGGAGGCGACGCCGCCGACGUUUGAGCGAGUCAGUCUGUUGGGCCCGCUCCUUCGGUUGGGUGUGUUCGACAAAGAAUGGCCGACCAUCGCGAACACGUACUACUCGAAGUCGAAAGACCGGUCGCAGGCUGACAUCGCGUCCUCAACUGCCAGUCUGAGAGGAACUCUGAAGAGUCUGCAGUCUUCUCUAUUCAACAUAUUCAACGCGCUCGUUCGUGCAUCUCCCGAUUCACGAGAAGCUGUGCUGCAGUACUUUGCGCGAGUCGUUGCAUUGAACGUGAGGCGAGCUGGAAUGCAGGUUGAUCCAGAUACUGUUGCAUCCGACUGCUUCAUGGUCAAUCUGCAGGCCAUCAUGCUACGCUUCUGUGACCCGUUCAUGGACGCGAAUUACACCAAGAUCGACCGCAUCGAUACAGCAUACUACGCGCAUUCGUCUCGCAUUGAUCUGAAAGAAGAGACUCGUAUCAACGCUGCGAGCGAGGAGUCGGAGCAGUGGCGACAGAAGAACGAGGCUACUGCGACUCCGCCGACCUUCAUCUCAGAUAUCUUUUACCUCACCCUUGCGGUUAAUCACUACGGGUACCAGAAGACGAUAUCUACAUUUGAGGACUUGGCGAGGCAGUACGACGAGAUGAACCGGCACUUGGAGAUGCUCGAAGGAGAUGGGAGCUGGCGAGGAAGUCCUCUUCAAGCUCGCGUCGAGCAUAGCCUCAAUGCUGUCAAGACUGAGAUGGACAAGGUCAUGGCCUCGCAGCUCGCAUAUACAGUACAACUGUCAGAUCCGGAGUUGGUCUUCCGUUCGAUCAGCUUCACGAACUUCGUUUCAACAUGGCUCAUUCGGCAUGUUGACCCGAGGCACACACAUCCGAACCCUCCUGUAGAGCUGCCUUUGCCGCGGGAGGUGCCGGAGUCGUUUAGAGUGCUGCCGGAGUACAUCAUCGAAGACAUUGUGGAUUACCAUCUGUUCGUUGUUCGGCAGAGCCCCGAUAGCCUAGAGCUGUCUGGCAAGAACGAACUCUUGAUAUGGGCGUUGACAUUCUUGACAUCAACGUGGUACAUCAAAAAUCCGUUCUUGAAGUCCAAGCUGGUGGAGGCUCUCUUUUAUGCUACGCUCAACUGGGGCAAUCAGCGAAGCGUACUUGCCAUGACAAUGAACACCCAUCCUAUGGCGCUCAAGUAUCUCGUUCCUGCGCUGACCAAUUUCUAUAUUGAGGUCGAGCAAACCGGCGCAAGCUCGCAGUUCUACGACAAAUUUAACUCGAGGCGGAACAUUGCUUACCUCUUCAAAGCCAUCUGGAACAACCCAACACACCGCGAGGCCUUGAAAAAGGAAACACGCACGAACAUGGAGAAGUUCGUGCGCUUCGUCAACCUCAUGAUCAACGACGUGACGUACCUCAUGGACGAGUCGCUGAGCGAUCUGGCUAAGAUCCAUGAGAUCCAGACGGAAAUGGAGGACACAGAGACCUUCAACGCACAGCCCGCGCAGCACCGCCGCGAGCGGGAGAGUGCGCUUCGUACGCUUGAACGGCAUACGUCCGGCUACGUGCAGCUGGGCAGGUCGACAGUCGAGAUGCUGAAGGCGUUCACGGGAGAGGUCAAGGAGCCGUUCAUGGUCCCUGAGAUUGUCGACCGUCUCGCGGCCAUGCUUGAUUAUAACCUCGACGCUCUCGCCGGUCCGAGAUGUCAGAACUUGGUCGUCAAGAACCCAGAGAAGUACAAGUUCAACCCGAAGCAGCUCCUCAGCGAUAUCAUCGACGUGUACCUCAACCUCAGUGACCAGGGCGAGUUCGUGAGGGCUGUAGCGGCGGACGGACGUAGCUACCGGAAGGAGCUCUUCGAGCGCACGGCGGGUAUCGCCAAGAGGCGUGUGCUCAAGAGCGACACGGAGAUCGAGAAGCUGCUCAUGUUCGUCGUCAAAGUCGAGGAGAAGAAGGCCACACUAGAGGCAGAAGAGGAUCUGGGAGAAGUCCCGGAGGAGUUCUUGGACCCAUUGAUGUACACCGUCAUGCGCGAUCCCGUUACGCUGCCGUCAUCUCGGGUGGUCGUCGAUCGUUCGACCAUCAAGUCACACUUACUGUCCGACGCCAAGGAUCCUUUCAACCGAGUGCCUCUUGUCUUAGAGGACGUCAUUUCAAAUCUGGAGCUUAAGCAACGCAUAGAUGCAUUCCUGUCCGACAGGCGUAACAAGCACACUGCGCUCGAUAAGCCGGUAGAAGAGAUUGUGAAAAUGGACGAGACCGCUUGA